Messenger RNA from Pollicipes pollicipes, 1136 nucleotides. RefSeq lists its product as uncharacterized. The record is from RefSeq and is a predicted model, not a curated record. Lineage: Eukaryota; Metazoa; Arthropoda; Thecostraca; Pollicipedomorpha; Pollicipedidae.
CGCGCAGUGAGAGUGAGCUGGCCGCCGGGCACGCCGCACGCCGUCGCUCCUCGGAGCAGAGUGCCUGGGUCCGCCGGCAGGCACGCGCCGGGGACACGCCACCUCCGUCAGCACCGCGAACUGAGGACCGGCUCGGGAGAGCAGAGUGUGAUAGCUAUUGAUCGGGUCCGCGGGGAGAGCGGCCUGCGGUUCGGGACAGCGGUCGAGGUCUGCCUGGAUUCUGUCGUCAGAGACUGCGGCGGAGGCGUGCCGAGCCGUGCAGUGUCACCAGCGGCGGCGGCCUGCCCCAGCAGCGGUGCCGCCGAUGGACAUGCAGCAGCGCUUCGGCCCCUGAGUCACCGGCCGGGUCAGCAUGAGGCAGGCCCGGUGGACGCCGCCGGCCCUGCUGGCGGCCGCUACCGUCUGUAUCGUCGCUGUCAAAGGUCGAAACGUGGCGUACCUGGGCAGCACGCAGGGUCCGGCGCUGCCGCUGGGCCCGCCCAUCGAGCUGGGUCAGUUCGAGCCGCGGCUGGCCGCCGACGGCGACGCACGCACCUGCAGCAGCACGCCGCCGCACGUGCGGGAGCGCUGGUGGCAGGUGCGGCUGCCCAGCCGCACGCACGUCGAGUCGGUCGGCCUGGUCGUGCGCCCAGGGUACUCCCUGGACGUGAGCAUCUUCAUCAUCAGCCUGAACACUCAGCAGCCGGAUAGCGCCAACUACCAGCAAUGCGCUAACUUCACCGGUGUGCAGCUGGAGGCCAAACGGCUCUUCUACUGCGGCAGCCAAGGCCUGAUGGGCGAGUACGUCUACAUCCGCGACGAGAAGCGACGCCCCGACUACCUCACUCUGUGUGAGGUCGAGGUGUUUGCUUUCGGAGAUGAGCGCGGCUGCGGCGAGCCCGAGCAGCCGGCGUACUGGCCAGAUGACGCGGACGGACGCCAACACGGCCACCUACCGCUGCCACAGCGGCUACCGCCUGGCCGGCCACCGCCAACGACGCUGCGUUAACGGCUACUGGACCGGCCAGCAGCCCGUCUGCCGCAAAAUCUUCUGCGAGCGGCCUCCGGCGCUGGCUAACGGCCACCUGGACGUGAGCGUGCCGAGCCUGGCGCGGCACCCGUACAACGCCACGGUCCGGUACCGCUGCAGCGCCGGC